This is a messenger RNA of Lagopus leucura (white-tailed ptarmigan), 551 nucleotides long. It is a transcript of the gene MRPS12, whose product is annotated as mitochondrial ribosomal protein S12. Gene Ontology annotation, cellular component: small ribosomal subunit; ribosome. Gene Ontology annotation, molecular function: structural constituent of ribosome. The record is from RefSeq and is a predicted model, not a curated record. NCBI's taxonomy places the organism in Eukaryota, Metazoa, Chordata, Aves, Galliformes, Phasianidae. The coding region runs from base 91 to 498 and encodes 135 amino acids. Gene Ontology annotation, biological process: translation. The transcript has 3 exons.
AUUGGCGUGGGCGCUGACCAAUCACAGCGCGGAGGAAAAUCCGCACGGCGCGGAGGAGAGCGGAGGCUGGAGGACUGUCCAUCCCACAGGAUGUCGCUCUGCGCUGUACUUAGGACCGCAGCCUUGCUGCGCGGCUGCGUCUUCGGGUCGCCGCCGACCGCCGCCAUGGCUACGCUGAACCAGAUGCACCGGAAGGGCCGGCCCAAGCCGCCGCCUCCCAAGCUGGGUCCCACCUUCGGCCGCCCGCAGCUGAAGGGGGUGGUGGUGAGGAACCUCAUCCGCAAACCCAAGAAGCCGAACUCAGCCAACAGGAAAUGCGUGCGGGUGCGGCUGAGCAACGGGCGGGAGGUGGUGUGCUUCGUGCCGGGCGAGGGCCACAACCUGCAGGAGCACCACGUGGUGCUGGUGCAGGGCGGCCGCACGCAGGACCUACCGGGGGUGAAGCUGACCAUCGUACGGGGGAAGUACGACUGCGCCCACGUGCAGAAAAAGAAGUGAGCGCGGCCGAAGGAUCACUGCUUAUACGUUUAUUAAAGAGCUGCGUUCCCUGA